GCUGUGAGACUUUGACUAAUACAUACAACUUGUUAAACUAAACAUUAAUCUGAACCAAAAAAACACUGCACAGACUAAGUGUUGACUGAAUUGAAUUUGAUAUCAUUAAAAUAUAUGUUCUAAUGUCAUUCCUUUGCAUUAUCUAUAUUUGUUGGCUUAAUUAUGGAUAGAAGUUUCAUUCUUCUCUUUUUCAUUCUACUACAUAACAAUACUUUACAUGCUACUGUUCCUAAUAUUAGCACUGAUGAAGCUGCUCUUCUUGCACUUAAAUCACACAUUUCUAACAAUAUCAUAGCAACAAACUGGUCUUCUUCCGUCCCCGUUUGCAGCUGGAUUGGAAUCACUUGCAGCUCCCGUCACCAUCGAGUCACUGCUUUAGACAUUUCAAGCAUGCAACUUUAUGGUACCAUUCCUCCACACCUUGGAAACCUCUCAUUUAUUUCGUCGCUUGACAUCAGUAACAACACUUUCCAUGGAGAUUUGCCACAAGAAUUGGCUCAUUUGCAGAGGUUGAAAUUUUUUAAUACUAAAAACAAUAACUUCACCGGAGCCAUUCCGUCAUUUUUAAGUUUGUUACCAAACCUACGCUUUCUGUACCUAUCGAAUAACCAAUUUUCGGGUAAAAUUCCAUCCUCCCUUUCCAAUCUGACAAAACUCCAAGUGUUGUCAAUACAGAGUAAUUUUCUGGAAGGAGAGAUCCCUCGGGAACUUGGUGAUCUUCGUUACUUGUUUUUUCUAAACCUGCAAUAUAAUCAGCUUACCGGCUCUAUACCACCAUCAAUAUUUAACAUUACUACAAUGCGAUUCAUUGCUCUUACGGACAACAAUCUUACUGGAAAGCUUCCAAAAACGAUAUGUGAUCAUAUUCCAGACUUGGAUGGACUUCACCUCGGUAGAAACUCCCUAGAUGGAGUUAUUCCAUCAAACCUGGAGAAAUGCAGAAAACUUCAAAUAUUGGAAUUGUCUGAAAAUGAGUUUGCUGGAACUGUACCAAGAGAGCUAGCCAACUUAACAGCUCUUACAAAAUUAUUUCUUAUGGAUCUGCAUUUGGAAGGAGAGAUACCAAUGGAGCUCGCUAAUCUUAAUAAACUUCAAGUAUUGGUAUUAUCACAGAAUGAGCUUACUGGCUCUGUCCCUUGCAGCAUUUCCAACAUGUCAACUCUGCAGAGUCUAGAUUUUUCAAUAAACAAGCUUUCAGGUACUCUACCUUCAGAUUUAGGUCAUCGAAUGCCAAACUUACAAGAAUUCUUUUGUGGAGAAAAUAAUCUGAGUGGUUAUAUCUCUGAUUCAAUCACAAAUUCUUCGAGACUCGCAAUGUUAGACCUCUCCAGCAACAGCUUCACAGGUCCCAUUCCUAAAUCACUUGGUAACUUAGAAUACCUUCAGAUUCUUAACUUGCAGAGUAAUAAUUUUAUCAGCGAUUCAUCGUUGAGUUUCCUUACAUCAUUAACAAACUGUAGGAAACUAAGAGUACUCCUGUUUAGUGAGAAUGCAUUGGAUGGGGCUUUAUCAGCUUCUGUUGGUAAUUUCUCAAACUCUCUGCAAAAUUUUGAAGGAAAUGGUUGUAAGCUAAAGGGCAUCAUUCCUCGAGAAAUUGGUAAUCUUACUGGUGUGAUAUAUAUGAGUUUGUAUGACAAUAAGUUGACUGGACAUAUUCCAAAUACUGUUGUCCAAGACAUGUUGAACCUCCAAGAAUUUUACCUAACAAGCAACAAGAUAGAAGGAACCAUACCAAAUGCUUUAUGCAGUUUAAUGAAUCUUGGCGCAUUAGACUUGUCAGGAAAUCAUUUUUCUGGUUCAGUGCCCUCAUGCUUAGGGAAUGUUACGAGUUUGAGGUAUCUUAAUCUAGCUUACAACAGGCUCAAUUCAAGAUUACCUGCAAACUUGGGGAGCCUUCAAGAUCUCAUAACAUUCAAUAUUUCAUCCAAUUUAUUGAGUGGGGAAAUUCCGCUAGAGAGCGGAAACUUGAAGGCUGCAACACUGAUUGAUCUGUCAAAUAAUUAUUUUUCUGGUAAGAUUCCUAGUAGUCUAGGGGGUCUAGAUAAAUUGAUUAAUCUUUCUCUAGCACAUAACAGAUUAGAGGGGCCUAUUCCUGAAUCAUUUGGCAAAAUGCUGUCCUUGGAAUACUUGGAUUUGUCCUAUAACAAUCUUAGUGGUCAAAUUCCAAAGUCAUUAGAAGCUCUUGUGUAUCUAAAAUACCUAAAUUUCUCUUUCAAUGAACUCAGUGGAGAAAUUCCCUCUGCUGGUCCCUUUGCAAAUGUAACCAGUCAGUCUUUCUUGUCCAAUGAUGCACUUUGUGGUGACUCCCGAUUUAACGUAAAACCAUGCCCAACCAAACCUACAAAGAAAUCAAGAAGAAAAAGAGUGCUUACAGGUUUAUAUAUUCUAUUAGGGAUUGGAUCACUCUUCAUGUUGACUGUUGGAAUUGUGGUGUUAAGAUUGAGAAACACAAAGAAGAAUGCUAGUCAAAAGGAUGUGUCCCUCGUAAAAGGGCAUGAAAGAAUUUCAUAUUAUGAACUUGAACAGGCAACUGAAGGAUUCAACGAAACCAACUUGCUUGGUAAUGGGAGUUUCAGCAGGGUUUAUAAAGGGAUACUUAAGGAUGGUAUCAUUUUUGCAGCAAAGGUAUUCAAUGUGCAAUUGGAGGGUGCAUUCAAAAGUUUUGACACGGAAUGUGAGAUACUCCGCAACCUUCGCCACAGAAAUCUGACCAAAGUCAUCACCAGCUGCUCCAAUCUUGAUUUCAAGGCCCUAGUGUUGGAAUACAUGCCCAACGGGACACUUGACAAAUGGUUAUACUCUUACAAUUUGUUCUUGAACUUAUUGCAGAGAUUGGAUAUAAUGAUAGAUGUUGCAUCUGCAAUAGAUUAUCUCCACAAUGGCUAUUCAACGCCUGUAGUGCACUGUGACUUGAAGCCAAGCAAUGUGUUGCUAGAUCAAGAACUGGUUGCUCAUGUAAGUGAUUUUGGCAUUGCAAAAAUGUUAGGUACAGGGGAGGCUUUUGUCCAAACAAGGACAAUUGCAACCAUUGGAUAUAUUGCUCCAGAGUAUGGACAAGAUGGCAUAGUAUCCACGAGCUGUGAUGUUUAUAGUUUUGGUAUCCUAUUGAUGGAGACGUUCACACGAAUAAGACCAAGUGAUGAAAUAUUUACUGGAGACUUGAGCAUACAAAGCUGGAUUAGUGAUUCCUUUCCGAGUGAACUUCACAAGGUGGUGGAUUCUAAUUUGUUACAGCCAGGAGAUGAACAAAUCGCUGCAAAGAUGCAAUGUUUGUCAUCUGUCAUGGAAUUAGCUUUGAAGUGCACUUUAGUGAGACCUGAUGAAAGAAUUAGCAUGAAAGAUGUUGGGCUUUGUGGAGGCUUGUGAGCCGGCCCGACCCAU
Molecule: messenger RNA, 3381 nt
Organism: Solanum pennellii
Lineage: Eukaryota; Viridiplantae; Streptophyta; Magnoliopsida; Solanales; Solanaceae
Product: probable LRR receptor-like serine/threonine-protein kinase At3g47570
Exons: 3
Coding region: 163-3366 (1067 amino acids)
Biological process (GO): protein phosphorylation
Molecular function (GO): protein binding; ATP binding; protein kinase activity
Source: RefSeq, a predicted model, not a curated record